Priapulus caudatus is the source of this 2714-nucleotide messenger RNA. RefSeq names its product GTP-binding protein 2-like. Gene Ontology annotation, molecular function: translation elongation factor activity; GTPase activity; GTP binding. The coding region runs from base 86 to 2017 and encodes 643 amino acids. The transcript has 12 exons. The record is from RefSeq and is a predicted model, not a curated record. NCBI's taxonomy places the organism in Eukaryota, Metazoa, Priapulida, Priapulimorpha, Priapulimorphida, Priapulidae. Gene Ontology annotation, biological process: translational elongation.
CCGGUUCUGAUGAAAUACAAUGUCAGCUGUUGUAACAAUAAUAUUUCCAUAUAAACAGCCAAACUCCUAGUUACAUUUAACAAGAAUGGAGACAAGAACCGCACCAUUAUUAAGCCUAGUCUUCAGCGACAACGACAGAGAAGCAGAAAUGCCAGAAAGUUUACCGCCCGAGGAUGCAGAGGGGAACAUAGAAUAUAAGCUGAAGCUGAUCAAUCCGACACGGACACGAUUCGAGCAUCUCGUCACGCAGAUGAAAUGGCGUUUGCAGGAGGGGCACGGCGAGGCUAUAUAUGAGAUUGGUGUGGAAGAUUCUGGUCUGCUGGCAGGCCUCACCGCUGCCGAAAUGUCACUUUCCCUCAAGACUCUGGACAGAAUGGCGGAGAAGCUGGGAGCUACAGUGACUCCACUAAGAGUGAGGCAGAUUGAGAUGGAGAAUAGUGAGAAUGGCGAACCGGUCGAAGUUAAACAUGCAUCGGAGCUACUUGUCCGAAAAGUCCCUGAUGAUCAGCAGUUCAUAGAGCUUCGUGUGGCAGUGCUUGGCAAUGCCGACGCUGGGAAGUCCACACUGCUGGGCACACUGACCCACGGCCGGCUGGACAACGGGCGAGGCAGAGCCAGGUUGAACGUGUUUCGUCAUCCGCACGAGAUUCAGUCCGGGAGGACGUCCAGCGUCAGCCAUGAGAUCCUCGGCUUCGACAGCACGGGCCAGGUCAUUAAUUACACUGAGUCGAGGAGAGCGGAGGAUAUAUGCGAGAACUCAACUAAACUUAUCACGUUCGUUGAUUUGGCUGGACAUCAAAAAUACCUGCACACAACCAUCUCUGGCCUAACUGCUUAUGCACCAGACUUUGUCAUGCUUGUGGUCAGUGCCAACACUGGAAUUGCUGGCACGACUAAGGAGCAUCUCGGACUUGCACUGGCCCUGCAAGUCCCUAUAUUCGUCAUGGUUAGUAAGAUCGAUCUCUGUUCAGCAUCUGUGAUAGAAAGGACAACGCAGCAGUUAGAACGCGUGCUCAAGUCACCUGGAUGCAAGAAGGUACCAUUCCGCAUCCACGGCCGUGACGACGCCAUUACUGCUGCCUCCUGUUUCACUGGCGAAAACUACUGCACUGCUCCGAUCUUCUUCACUUCAAGCGUUACGGGCGAGAACCUUGACCUUCUAACGACCUUCCUCAACGUUCUGCCGCAGUUUAGCUCGUUAAAAGAACGUGAGCAAAAGAUUCAGGAUCACCCUGAAUUCCAGAUUGACUCGAUGUUUAAACUACAAGGCACUGGCACUGUUGUGGGUGGAACGCUUGUCAGGGGUGUAGUGUGUGAGGGCAGUAAGCUGUUACUGGGACCCACAGACGCCGGAGAGUUUGAGCUGGUACAGGUGCGAUCCCUGCACAGGAAUAGGGCUCCGUGUAGGGUGGUGCGUGCGGGACAGGCUGCGACACUCGCUCUAGCCGACAGCGACAACAUCGUCACCCGCAAGGGCAUGGUUCUAGUCAGUCCUAGUCUGUCACCCUCCUCCUGUUGGGAGUUUGAUGCAGAGGUUUACAUCCUCUAUCACUUUACUGCAAUCAGCAAGAACUCGCAGGCGACAGUCUACUGUGGAAAUGUUCGUCAGACGGCAGUCAUCAGCAGUAUGGACAAGGAGCUGCUGCACACUAACGAGCGUGCGACGGUGCGCUUUCGCUUCAUGCGACAGCCAGAGUACCUGCAGGUGGGCAGCUGCCUCGUAUUCCGCGACGGCCGAAACAAGGGCAUCGGCAAAAUAUGCAAGGUCUGCGAAUCUUCUGUGACCAAGUCGGCGUCGGCGGUCAGCGACGCAGGUGGCGCUGGUGUCGGCGAGCCGAAACCAGAGGUCGCCCGAGCUGGGUUGGCAGGCGCGGGAAGGUCGGAGGUCAGGAAAGUCGGAGCGGAAGUGGGCAAGUUGAAAACCUUCAUCGGCAAGUUCGGGCCAGGUGUCGGCAAAUUGAAAACUCAAGUUGACGAAGUUGAGUCGAUAGACAAAACGCAAACUAGACUCGGCUAGGCAUAACCUGGCACCAUGCCAAGUAACUACCGGGUCAAAUAGAAUCAAAUUAAUGGUUAGGUUAAUAAAUAAAAGACACAGCAAUGGAGAAUACUCAGGCCGGUAGAGGAGACACUAUAGAUGUUUGUUAUAGAUACCAGAUAUUGAAAAUAAUAGUCCUCCGUAGAAAGCUAGAUGUAUCUCCACUUGUUUUAUUAUGUUUGGAAUUGUUUUUAUGUGUGAAAAUUUUACAGUUGGACUUGGAAGACUUGGAGAAUGUUGUCAAGGCUUUGUUCAAACAAUUGGUUUUUCUCCUGAUAUCUCUCUCCCCCUCCAUCACUCUCUCUUCCUCUUUCCCUCCACUCCUCUCUUUUUCUUUCUCCUUCACUCUGUCUUACUUUCUCUCUCUCUCUAUUGUCCCUUAUUCCACCUCUACCCCUUUCUCCACCUCCCUUCUUCUCUAGAAACAUGUAUUUACUUUUUUGCUCAUUUAAGUGUUCGAGUUUUUGUGCGGGUGAUCUCAUAAAGCGCACUAGUUGCAUGUCGCACUAGACUGGUUCGUUGGGCAGAAUUCCGAGGAAAAGUUAUCGUCUGUGUUAUUCAAUGUUCAGAGGCUAGAUAAAAGAAAUUUCAAUGUAAAUGUAAAAUGCCAACUGUUUAUUUACUUUUGAAUUCCUUCUACAACAACUUUAACACAAUAUAUUCGAUUUUAAAUGAA